Gymnodraco acuticeps is the source of this 1804-nucleotide messenger RNA. RefSeq names its product mitochondrial ribosomal protein L9 (gene mrpl9). Gene Ontology annotation, cellular component: ribosome; mitochondrion. Gene Ontology annotation, molecular function: structural constituent of ribosome. The transcript is spliced from 7 exons. The record is from RefSeq and is a predicted model, not a curated record. The coding region runs from base 197 to 1624 and encodes 475 amino acids. Gene Ontology annotation, biological process: translation. Lineage: Eukaryota; Metazoa; Chordata; Actinopteri; Perciformes; Bathydraconidae.
CUUUUACGUCACACGCACAGAACCAACUCAAAUUAGCCUUUAGCAAAUCAAGCUAACAUGCAUGCUGCGAUUAUCUGACCUGUGACUGGAGAAUAACCUAAAAGUAAAGGUUUUUUAAACGCAGGCUUAUUUGCCAUUGUUCGUGCUUUAUCUCAGGGGAUUUGUAGAAGGCGGUGGCUUUCUUGGUUCAGUGAACAUGUGGAGCUCAGGCCGCCGUGCCCUUCAGGAUCUGAUGCUCCACCAGCAGACUGCUGUCAGGAGCUUCUCCCUCAGCCCUGCUCAGAAUACAGUGAUCGUGGAGAGAUGGUGGCAGGUGCCCUUAUCAAAAGAAGGCCGUCCGCCCAGGCUUCACCCUCGAAGACACAGAAUCUACAAACUGGUUGAAGACACCAAACAGGCUCCGAAGCAGAAGAUGGAGCUCAUCCUAACGGCCACAGUUCCCAAGCUCGGAGCGCGAGGGGACACCGUGUUUGUGAGAAAGUCAGCUGGCAGAAAUAAGCUGCUGCCCCAAGGCCUUGCAGUGUAUCCUUCACCGGAGAACAAACACAUGUUUGAAGAGGAGAUAAAACUCCUGCGUGAGGGGAAGCCAGAGGAAAGAGUUCAAACCCGCUCUGGACAGUUGACGGUAGAGAUCCUUAAAAAAUCCCAUUUAAACAUUAGCAGAAUGCCUUUGGAGGAAUUCCAGGUCAAUAAAGAAGUGGUCUGUAGGCAGUUCAAAAAGAAGCUGGGAGUUUUUGUGCCUCCUCAUGCAUUGAGUCUGCCAUUUGAGUCGGUCAAGGAGGAGGGCGACUACUGGUGUGAAGUUACGGUUAAUGGAAUAGACAUAGUUCGUGUCCCUCUGUCUGUGGUGCCAUAUGAGGACCCAUCAGCAAUCUAUCAGAAGCAGCUGAAAGCGCAGGCAGCUGCUGCUGCUGCUGCUGCUGCUGAGGACGAGGAGGCUGCUGUGAAGCUGGUGUCUGAUCCUGCGGUGGAGCUAGUUUCUGAUGCUGCCGUGGAGCUAGUUUCUGAUGCUGCCGUGGAGCUAGUUUCUGAUGCUGCCGUGGAGCUAGUUUCUGAUGCUGCCGUGGAGCUAGUUUCUGAUCCUGCCGUGGAGCUAGUUUCUGAUCCUGCCGUGGAGCUAGUUUCUGAUCCUGCCGUGAAGCUAGUUUCUGAUCCUGCCGUGGAGCUAGUUUCUGAUCCUGCGGUGAAGCUAGUUUCUGAUCCUGCCGUGGAGCUAGUUUCUGAUCCUGCCGUGAAGCUAGUUUCUGAUCCUGCCGUGGAGCUAGUUUCUGAUCCUGCGGUGAAGCUAGUUUCUGAUCCUGCCGUGAAGCUAGUUUCUGAUCCUGCCGUGAAGCUAGUGUCUGAUCCUGCCGUGGAGCUAGUUUCUGAUCCUGCCGUGGAGCUAGUUUCUGAUCCUGCCGUGGAGCUAGUUUCUGAUGCUACAGUGGAGCUAGUUUCUGAUGCUACAGUGGAGGGAGCUGCUGCGGAGCUGGUGUCUGAUGCUGCGGUGGAGGCUGAAACAGCUAAAGACUCUGUGGGUGAAGCUGCAGCAGGAGUCUCUGCUGCUGAGGAAGAAAAAGCAGCAAGUACACCGACAAGUCCAGACACAACAGCACCACCAAGUGAUAGCCCGAAAAAAGAUUAAAGGACAUGAAGAUGUGCAUAGAACUUUGAUGGAUAUUGUUUACCUGUAAUUCACAUGUAUAAAAUCAGUUGUCUGUAUAAUUAUUAAAUGAAUUAUUCAAAUAAUGGUGGAACUUUUAUAUAUUUCUUUUGAGCUGUUAACCAAAGCUGGAUAGACAAUAAAACACUUUUGUAAUCUAAA